UUCCCCGGGCCGCACCGCCGAGUUUUCGGAGAUCACGGUGCAUGUCGCAGUCACCUGCCUGCGCAUGCGGGUAGGCGUCCUGUGGCUGUGGCCCGCUUGCACACACUACUGCUCAGACAGAAAACGAGGGGCGUCCGGCCCCUCCGCAGCUCACCGACCCAGCGGCUCUGCCCCUCUCUCUCGGUGACGGGGCUUGCUCAGAACAUGUGCUUUGCCACGCCUGGUCCACUCUCCUGCUGUCCCUCAGAGGACGGGACCCGGCUCCAACGGCCUGGGAGCACAGCUCAAGAGUCAAAGCAAUAAGGUUAUUUUUGGAGCUCCCGAGGCACGAAUUACACUCCGUGACCGCAGCGGCAGCCGCAGCAGGCAGCCCGCGCCCUGGGGCACAUCUGAGCACGGCUCGCCCGGCGUCCACCCCCCCCCACGUCGGAGCGUGUCCAUCGCAUCGAGGGCAGCACCGGGCCGCGGGCGUCUGUGCAGACGAGGAGCCAGUCUCAGGCUGACCUGUAAGCGGCGGCCGCGGUAGUAAGCUAUUUCGGUCGUUUCCUCCGCUCUUACAAGGUGAACUAGCGAGCCCUCUCCACAGGAAGACUUCACAACCUCGUUCCCAACAUAGCAAGUUAUUUAUUCCGGCGCAGCCCGGCGGGAGCGAGCGGGAGCAGCCUCGCAGGCGCGGCGGGAGCAGCAGAGGGAGGCGGCCGAGCGCCCGGCCGGCAUCCCCACCGCGGACCCAGCCUCCAGGCGAUGCCCCUCUUCGGCUGGAUGAAGUGGCCCCGGCACAGCCCCUGGCGCGCGGCGCGGGGCGCGGAGGCCGUGGCCAGGACGCUGCUGCGGGAGCUGCAGUGGCACCUGCAGGAGCGGGAGCGGUUCGCACAGGAGGUGGGCCACGGGCACCACGGGGCUGGCGCGGGGGAGGACGACCCCUGGCUGAGGACCCACCUGAACCCCCACACCGCCAUCCCCGCUACUGAGCAAAGGCGGCUGGAAGCGCUCUGCUCGCGAGUGCAGCCCUGCCAGGCGGGAGCCGUUCUCAGCAGGUUUAGAGACGUCCUGGCAGAAAAUGAUGUGCUGCCCUGGGAAAUCAUCUACAUCUUCAAGCAAGUCCUGGAGGACGCCCUGGGGGGCCCUGGGCAAGGCGGGCAGCUGGGCCUGGCAGCGGGGAGUGCGGGGGGCCCCACUCUCCCUGCGUGCCGGAGGGACAGCGCCCGGAGCUCAGACCAGGACGAGAUCCCCACGGUGUCCAGCUACGUGGAGCGGCAGGCAGAAAGCAGGCUCCCCACGCUCUCGCACAGGACGUGGGACCUGCCGGACCACCCCCCGCCCCGCUAGGCUGCUGGCCAGAGGCACGCAGGACCAUGGCGGUCCGAGCUUAACCUUCAGAAGGUGACGUGACCCCUCCCCCACUCUCUCUGCUGUGAGGUCAAAGUUAAGGCCCAUGAGGGCGUGUCCUGCUUAGAGGGUGUUCCCUUUGAACCUCUCCAGCAGUGCGAUGUUCCUUUACUAAAAUCUUUCCUAAAUAUUUGGAAAAGAACAUGUGAAGUAUUUUCUUAUACCUCAAAGCCUCUCACAGGAAGAGAGGCACUUGUGCAGUAAGAGAUUUGACAGAUUCUGUGUGACACUCGGACAGCAACCUGCACUUUGAUGCUAAGAGGAAGCUACACACAGAACAA
Molecule: messenger RNA, 1670 nt
Organism: Pipistrellus kuhlii (Kuhl's pipistrelle)
Lineage: Eukaryota; Metazoa; Chordata; Mammalia; Chiroptera; Vespertilionidae
Gene: RD3L
Product: RD3 like
Exons: 3
Coding region: 745-1329 (194 amino acids)
Source: RefSeq, a predicted model, not a curated record